Hylaeus volcanicus is the source of this 3429-nucleotide messenger RNA. RefSeq lists its product as uncharacterized. The record is from RefSeq and is a predicted model, not a curated record. The annotation marks the transcript as partial. The transcript has 4 exons. Lineage: Eukaryota; Metazoa; Arthropoda; Insecta; Hymenoptera; Colletidae.
AGGGCUGGCCCAGUGGGCACCGGUCAACGAAGACCAUCUAGGUCUCCUCGCAGUCAGAGGAGUCGCAGCGCGGACGUGGACUGUCUGAAGAAGUACACGGAGAGGCGAGUGGAGGAGAGAAGGCACACGGAGAUCCCGGACACGAGCAAGCUGGAUCCUUCCAGGUGGAUACCCUUACCGAAAACCAUCUCGCGGAUCCAGCCAGCGACGAAGAAGUCCCCCCAGUCGCGAGAUGAAGAGAAACGACGCUCGGUGUCGAUCGACGUCGAGGAGAAACGACGCUCGGUGACCAUCGACGUCGAAGAGAAGCGACGCUCGGUGACCAUCGACGUCGAAGAGAAGCGACGCUCGGUGACCAUCGACGUCGACGACUCGGGACUCGAUCCUAACAAGAUAAGCACCGCCACGCUGAAGAAACUGUCUCCCAUGAAAGAAGAAGAGACCAAGAGUAUCGAAAAGAGAAACAAUACGCUCACAUCGGCUACUCACAGAACUGCAGCGGGCAGGAGUCAAAGCGCGGACGUCGGCCAUGUUAAAACCGCAAAACUCGUCGAGGAACGAAGGAAUACGGAGUGCAGCGACCCACGAAUGAUCGCGACGAGGUGGCUACCGCGAAUUAACACCUCAAGGUUCCGCUACGACGCGCCUCCGUUCGCCAAGGAUAUCACGAGAUACGCCGCCGCCAAGUGGAUGACGUUUGUCAGGAAUCCCUCGCCGUCGCCGAUUCCGCGACUCAACCCGGAAAGAAAGUCGUCGUCCGCCGAAGAGGGAAGUCCCCCGACCGGGGAUUCCCCUCGCAAGUCUUUCAGGAGCGAGUCGCCCAAGUGGGAACCGAUGAGAAAGUUCUCGUCGCCGAAGAAUGAUAAAGACACUGCUCGAAAGCAAGAUGACUCCGAAGCAAAUGGAGAUCCACUGUCGACAAAGAAGUCCCCUGACUCCAAUGACCAGUCUAGCAGACUUACGGAGCGUAUGCGGGACCUGUACGACUUCAAAACGGAGAACGAGUGGCCGAAGAGGGCGACGAAUGCUCGACGAGAGAACAUGUGGAUCAGUAAGAGCAGCAGCGAAGAGGACAAGACCAAUCAGCCGGUUCGCAGGAACAGCCAGGACUUGGAGUUCAACGACAGAGUGAGCGUCAUCAAGCUGAAGGACACCAAGGUGCAGUCGGUCCACCAGGAGCUCAAGCAAGCACCAAAGAAAGAAGUGCUCCCAGGUGCUGCUGAACUAUCGACCUGCGACUACGAGGAACGGCUGAGGAAGUUCAACGAGAGGCUUAGAUAUAGCGAGGACCUGGGUUCGACAAAGCCAAAAAUAAAAGAGAGGAGGACCUACUCGGAUGACUACGACCAGAAGACUCGAAGAGCAUCGACGAAAUCAGCGCAAGCAUCGCGCACCGCGGUUGAUCAUCGUCAAAUUGAGAGAAAUAAGUCCUCUGACGCCACCUGCAAGCCCAGAGGAAGCCUUACUGAGGUGAGCCCAGGGAGGAAGGAUUCCGAUGUUAGCAACAAAUCUAGAGGAAGCUACGCUGAAAUAAGUCCACUGAAGAGGGAAUCCAACGCUAGCAACAAGUCCAAAGGAAGUUUCGAUGAAGCGAACCCUCUGAAAAGGGAAUCCAACGCUAGUAAUAAGUCUAGAGCAAGCUACGCUGAAGUAAGUCCACUGAAAAAGGAAUCGAACGCUAGCAACAAGUCCAAAGGAAGUUUCGACGAAGCGAACCCUCUGAAAAGGGAAUCCAACGCUAGUAACAAGUCCAGAGGAAGCUACGCUGAAGUGAGUCCACUGAAAAGGGAAUCCAACGCUAGUAACAAGUCCAGAGGAAGCUACGCCGAAGUAAGUCCCCUAAAGAGGGAGUCCAACGCCAGCAACAAGUCCAAAGGAAGCUUCGAUGGAGCAAGCCCUCUGAAGAGGGAGUCCAACGCCAGCAACAAGUCUAGAGAAAGCUACGAUGAAGUGAACCCAUUGAAGAGGGAUUCUCGCGCCAGUGACACCACUCACGCGGGUGUCAGCUUCUCCGUAGCGAAACGUGCUAGCGUGGACUGCAAGAGCACCAGCAAAAAGGUGGAGCUCCCCCCGCGAAGAGCUUUCAGUCAAACCGAAGAAAGACCUUCCGCCCCGGUGCCACCUGUAGAAUGGAACGAUGAUCGUUACGCGGCUGCCCGAUUGAAGCAACUCGCCGAACGCCAGAAGAGGGACAGCACGAGAUACAAAGUAUAUCUGACGUAAACAAGUGUUCCUGAGACUCGGUAGGACAUUUGCACGAAUUGUUGCCUUCCUUUUUGGGGACUAAGUCGAGCGGAGAAGAUACAGCAGUGCCUCGCGUAACGUUCGGAGUGGUCGAUUAGCAAUAUCCGAAGCAUGGGUAGAGAAUCUUGUGUACGAAGAAGAUAUCCAACUUUUGUUCUCACAGCUGUUGAGUCGAAGAAGGUAUCCCAGCAAGGUAUUCUAUCAAUAUCCGAGGUAUUACCGCGUGCAGUAUCUUGGAAUUGGGUGAAAUUCUAUCUAGUUUUCUUCUCACGACUGUCGAGUUGAAGUAAAUCGUAGUGACUCCUGAUCAUUAAUCCGAGCAAUGGAUUCUAUCAAUAUCCGAGCGUUGCUGUACACAAUUCAGUGGAGUUUUAUGUUUCCGUCGAAUAAAAGUAACCAUGAUUUGGAAGCAAAUUGCAGGUGUGUUUGGUAAAUCAGGGUCCCGUGGUUUAUUUUAUCGGACACUGUCCAUUAGUCCUGUCGUCGUAGAGGAAUUAUAAUUAUUGUUGCAUGUAACAAAACGCUCCAUUUUUCCACGUUCGAUGUAAGACUUUUGCCAGUGACUUGGAAGUUUAUAUGUCAGUGGCUCUUGUAUGAUUCAUAGCGACGUUGCUGGAUUGUAAACGACUAUCGCGGCGAAUACGUAUAAUGUCUUUCAUGAGAUUCGAUGAAUAUUGGGUGUGUUGUAUCGGUGAUGUUUUGAUACCUUUUGAAUUGUUGACGCACCAUGUUGAUGGGUACACUUCGUCACGCCAUGUACGGUUGCAAUUCAACGUUAAUCGCAUGAACAAUGCUACACCUAAUGCUGUACAAACGAUGUAAUACAGUGUAACUAAUAAAAUAUUCUUUGAGAAAAAUGCGAGUUCGAUCAUCUUGAGAACACACAACAGUGCUUAAUUAGUUUGAACAGAAUCUUCAAACGUUUAAUGACGUCGCGUCUAAGAAAGCCUCCUAUUACAAAUAACCACCACUGAUAAGCCUAGUAAUCCAAUUGGCAGAACCGAGGUGUAAAAUGCAGUUAUAUUACUCUGUGUGCCCGAACUACAUAUUAGCAUGAACUAAUCAUUAGAGCAUAACAAUUUCUUAUCUACUUAUCUCGAGGAUUCUGUGAACGUUGCAUAAUAUUCUUUAAUAAAACGAUUGCUUGGGCAGAACUGAACAAAGAAAUCAUAGACGCUUCCUUAC